This is a messenger RNA of Micropterus dolomieu (smallmouth bass), 2063 nucleotides long. RefSeq names its product calcium homeostasis modulator protein 2-like. Gene Ontology annotation, molecular function: monoatomic cation channel activity. Lineage: Eukaryota; Metazoa; Chordata; Actinopteri; Centrarchiformes; Centrarchidae. The record is from RefSeq and is a predicted model, not a curated record. The transcript has 3 exons. Bases 123 to 1082 code for a protein of 319 amino acids.
GAUUUUCAUUGCAGGGGAUGUUUAUAAUAUAUUACAGAGGCUGAGUCACUUGCCCCGCCCCAGGACACUGCCAGAGAGCUGACAUUGCUGUGAGCCAAACGCGAUCUCAGUAAAGACAAAACAUGGCUGCUGCACUCAUCACAGAGAACUUUAAGUUUGUGUCCCUCUUCUUCAAGAGUAAAGAUGUGAUGAUCUUCAACGGUCUGAUCGCUUUGGGCACUGUGGCCAGCCAGACUGCGUACAGUGUUUUUGCCUUUAAAUGCCCGUGUUCCUCUGGAAGGAACUACCUCUACGGCCUGGCAGCCAUUGGUGUUCCAGCGCUUGCAUUUUUCCUCAUAGGAAUAAUGAUGAACAAGAACACCUGGGACCUGGUGUCCGAGUGUCGGCUCAGAUUGUGCCGGAAGCUGUCGGGGGCCGCAGCCUUUAUGCUGCUGGGAAGCAUCAUUGGUCGAGCUGUGGUGGCUCCACUAACAUGGGUGGUUAUCUCUUUGCUGCAGGGACAGGCAUACACAUGUGCCCUCAGUGAGUUUAUUGACCCCAGUACGCUGCCGGGCUUCCCCUCAGAUAAGGGUUCAGAUGUCAUGGCGGAAUUCCCGUGUCCAGGAGCUGUUCCAAAGGAGCUGCAAGGCUUCUGGCCUGAAAUUGAGCGGCGACUGAAUUAUGAAUCUCAGCUGAUAGGCUGGUUGCUGGUGGCAGGAAUGUCCCUGGUGGUGUUCCUGAUGCUCUGUUUAAAGCGCUGCGCCUCUCCUCUUGGCUACCAGCAGGAGGACUACUGGUCUCAGUACCGCUCUAAUGAAGACAACCUGUUCAACCGCACGGCAGCAGUCCAUGCUCGCCUCCUGGCUGCAGAGAACGUUAAGAACUUCUUUGGCUUUGUGGCACUGGAGAAGGAAGAGAAGGAGCAGAUGACUGGGCAGAGUGCUCGUCCUAUCUGCAGAGCUAACUGGAACAGAGUGACUGGUGUCUACCUCUACAGGGAGAAGAAUGAACUGCCUCUUUACAGCAGGCUCAACAAAUGGGUCACGUACAGCCAGGAGAAUAACGUGGAGGCCAUGGACAAAGAGAUUGACAUGCUCAUCUGACAGCAUUCUUCUGAAAGGUGGUCCAGUGGCUGCUACCAUAAAGGCGUCAGUAUGCUUUAAAUAGAGGGCUUUUCAUCAAACAUCUACAAAGUCCUUCAGCUCACUGAUCUGAGAACUUUUUUUGAUAAUUUACAAACUUUCAGAAACUUACAGUCUGACAAUCACACACACAAUUUCCAGUGGAAUAUAACACUAGUAUACCAGGGUAUUUAGAAAUCCAGACAAUAUGACAACGAUUUUCUACAACUUAAUGUCUCUAAAUCAAAAUAUAGACGGUUGGCAGUAAGAUAGAGGGAGUACAGUUCAGAUGUUUGAAUCACAUGUUCAUCAAGGAGGUGCUUAUGAAAGCAAUGGCCAUUUGCUCAGAUUGUGCACACCCCUUUAAUUCAGAGUAUAAACUGUUACCAUCUAGCCUGCGCUUCAAGGCCCUUAUUAUCAUAAAAAACAGGUAUAGGAAUUCCUUCAUCCCGGACUCUAUUCAAGCCUUGACUGCCAAUAGCAGGAGAAGCUAACUGCUGCUGUUGUGGACAAGUCCAUUACCUUGGUGAUGGGUGGGAGUGGGGAUGCUGGAGAUGGUGAUGGUGAUGAAGACGGUGGUGGUGAUGAUGGUGAUAAUGAUAGUAAUUCUGUUUGUAAUGUUUACUUAAGCCUACUUGAAGUGUAGUAUAUCUUGUCUUAUCUGAAGUGUUGAUCUUGUGGUGACUCAGAGGCCCAGAAUUACACGGACAUGUCAAGUUUUGUUUGAUAAUGGAGAUGUACUGGUGCUGUUAAUGAUGAUGUAUACCAGUAUUAUAUUAUAUGCUUAUGGUUCUAGGUUCAGUGAGCUUCAUACUAUCUAUGGGCCCUGUGCUGCUACAGUGGACUUACAGCCUGAUGAGAUGAGCUAAGCUAGCAUUGGUGUGAGCCAUCCGGCCCGUGUUCUCUGCUCUAUAUUUCUAUUAUAUACGGCAUGUUUCUUAUAGUUUGUUAUGUAUUUUUUAU